This is a messenger RNA of Salvelinus sp. IW2-2015, 543 nucleotides long. NCBI's taxonomy places the organism in Eukaryota, Metazoa, Chordata, Actinopteri, Salmoniformes, Salmonidae. The record is from RefSeq and is a predicted model, not a curated record.
CAACAMACUCCAUAUUUUGGGGGUAAGGGUUGUUUAUCAGAUAUGUGUUUUAGACAUAUUUGUAUGCCUUGUGCAGGGUGAUGCUGGUCACAGCUGAGUUGCAUUGGGAGUCGUCAGGUUUUGCCACAGCCCUUCCUCUCCUGCUACAGGCCCUGGCCCUGGCCAGACAGCACCACCUACAGGCCCUGGCCUCCGAGACCAUCCUUCACCUGGCUUUCACURAGUUGAUGCUGGGGGUGCCGGAGCAGGCUCUGGGUGUCCUUCAUGAGGCGAUGGAGCCCAUCCUGGCCCACGGAGCGGUCAUGGAUAAGGGCAGAGCUCUGCUGCUGGCAGCCCGCUGUCAGAUGGCAUAGGCUUGGGACCCGGUCCAAUGGCCAGAGGCAUGCAGCUUUAGGCCUGGCUGUGCAAUCGCUGGGAGGGCUGCAGCCUACUUCUCCAUGCUGGACGUAAGGAGCGUCUCCGUGACGUCCACUACCUGCAGGCCCGGCUGCACCACACCCUGGGACAAACCCCCAGCGCAACAAAUGUGCCAUGCUGUUCCGC